AUGUUCUCUUACCUUCUCUUGGCCUACAUCGCUCAUCUCGACCAGUAUCAAUUGACAUUUCUGCCUCACAGAGACUCCCGAAUCCCAACACUGAUCCGCAAUGGCCUCCAAGAGAAGAAGCGCUCCUUCUUCGUCGUCGUCGGCGACCACGCCAAAGAUGCCAUCGUCCACCUCUACUACAUCAUGUCCAGCAUGGAGGUGAGGCACAACAAGCAGGUGCUCUGGGCCUACAAGAACAAGCUCCUCGGCUUCACCUCCCACCGAAAGAAGCGAGAGAACAAGAUCAAGAAGGAAAUCAAGCGCGGGAUAAGAGAGGCCAACUCCGAGGACCCAUUCGAGCUGUUCAUCUCUCUCAACGAUAUCCGAUAUGUCUACUACAAGGAGACCGAGAAGAUCCUCGGCAACACCUACGGCAUGUUGAUCCUCCAAGACUUCGAGGCCAUGACGCCGAAUAUUCUCGCCAGGACGAUCGAGACGGUCGAGGGUGGUGGUCUGGUUGUUUUGCUGCUCAAGGGGAUGAACUCCCUGAAGCAGCUCUACACCAUGUCUAUGGAUGUCCACUCGAGAUACAGGACCGAGGCGCACGAUGAUGUUGUGGCGAGGUUUAACGAGAGGUUUAUCCUUUCGCUCGGGAGCUGCGAUUCGUGCCUGGUCAUCGAUGACGAGUUGAACGUGUUGCCAAUUUCCGGAGGAAAGGGGGUGAAGGCGCUGCCACCGCCGGAGGAGGACGAGCCAUUGAGCAAGACGAAGUUGGAGCUGGAGAAGAUCAAGGAUUCGUUGCAGGAUACACAGCCGAUCGGGUCGCUUGUGAAGCUUGCGAAGACAACAGACCAAGCGAAGGCCCUGUUGACGUUCGUCGAUGCGAUUGCGGAAAAGACGCUCAGGAACACGGUCACGCUGACGGCUGCGCGUGGUCGCGGAAAGUCUGCGGCGAUGGGCGUUGCCAUUGCGGCGGCCGUGGCCUAUGGAUACAGCAAUAUCUUUAUCACUUCGCCAUCACCAGAAAACUUGAAGACACUGUUUGAGUUUGUGUUCAAGGGAUUCGACGCGCUUGAUUACAAGGACCACGCCGAUUACUCGAUCAUCCAGUCGACGAACCCAGAUUUCAACAAGGCGAUCGUCAGGGUCAACAUUCACAGAAAUCACCGUCAAACCAUUCAAUACUUCCGCCCUCAGGAUGCGCACGUUCUCGGACAGGCCGAGCUGGUGGUUAUCGAUGAGGCGGCUGCUAUUCCUCUUCCCCUUGUCAAGAAGCUCAUGGGCCCCUACCUGGUUUUCAUGGCCUCGACAGUCAGCGGUUACGAAGGUACCGGUCGGUCGCUUUCGCUCAAGCUGAUCAAGCAGCUCAGAGAACAGUCCAUGACUGGUGGCAACCCGAAUGGAUCUGGCACUGCCGAGGUAGACAGAGCAAGCGGAAAGACUGCCAAGGAAACUGCCGGUAUUGGCGGUCGCUCCCUCAAGGAGAUCACCCUCUCCGAACCCAUCCGUUACGCCCAGGGCGACAGCGUGGAAAAGUGGCUCAACACCCUUCUCUGCCUCGAUGCGACACUCCCCCGGUCAAAACUCAGCACCCAGGGCUGCCCCGACCCUUCUCAGUGCGAGCUCCUCCACGUCAACCGCGACACACUCUUCUCUUUUCACCCAGUCUCAGAGCGUUUCCUUCAGCAAAUGGUCGCGCUCUAUGUCGCUUCCCACUACAAGAACUCACCCAAUGAUCUUCAGCUCAUGUCUGAUGCGCCCGCCCACGAGCUUUUCGUGCUUACCGGACCCAUCUCGGAAGGGAGACUGCCAGAACCACUGUGCGUCAUCCAGGUGUCUCUGGAAGGUAAAAUCAGCAGACAGAGCAUCCUCAACAGCUUGGCCAGAGGGUCACAGCCAGCCGGUGAUUUGAUCCCCUGGCUGGUCUCCCAACAAUUCCAAGAUGACGAGUUCGCCUCUCUCUCCGGCGCCCGCGUUGUCCGUAUCGCCACCAACCCCGACUACGUCUCCAUGGGCUAUGGCUCCAAGGCUUUGGAGUUGUUGGUCAGCUACUACGAGGGCAAGUUCGCCAACCUGUCCGAGGAUGACGAUGUGACCAUGGCCCAAGCCGCCCCAAGAGUCACGCGUGCCGAGCUGGAGAGAGGCAGUCUGUUCGAUGACAUCAAAGUCAGAGACAUGUCUGAGCUCCCUCCCCUGUUGCCAAACUGGCAGAGAGGC
Messenger RNA from Podospora anserina S mat+, 2196 nucleotides. RefSeq lists its product as uncharacterized. The transcript has a single exon. NCBI's taxonomy places the organism in Eukaryota, Fungi, Ascomycota, Sordariomycetes, Sordariales, Podosporaceae. The record is from RefSeq and is a predicted model, not a curated record. Gene Ontology annotation, biological process: rRNA acetylation involved in maturation of SSU-rRNA. Gene Ontology annotation, molecular function: tRNA binding; 18S rRNA cytidine N-acetyltransferase activity; ATP binding. Gene Ontology annotation, cellular component: nucleolus; 90S preribosome. The annotation marks the transcript as partial.